Coprinopsis cinerea okayama7#130 is the source of this 2844-nucleotide messenger RNA. RefSeq lists its product as hypothetical. The record is from RefSeq and is a predicted model, not a curated record. The transcript is spliced from 2 exons. NCBI's taxonomy places the organism in Eukaryota, Fungi, Basidiomycota, Agaricomycetes, Agaricales, Psathyrellaceae. Bases 1 to 2844 code for a protein of 947 amino acids.
AUGUCAGGACCUGCCGCUGACGCACCCACCACACCCUUCCUCAGCGCCACUAUGGAAGUCCUGGGCGAAACACUCGGGGACAACAUGACCACCGAACAACUCCUCGCCCAUGCUGAAGAAAUAUCAAAAAAGAUCUCUCAGACGUUCUAUAUGAACAAUUUGGGCAACCUCACUGCGAGCUUCAUGGCCGAUUCGUCCAACCCGGGCAUGCGGAGCGCGAUCGACUUUGGGUUUACGGCUAAGUUUGAUGUGGGCUCUACCGGUACAUCUACGUCUGUGAAUACGGAUGCUACCCAUGGUAGCUUCUCGUCAGAAUCGGGCCUCGAUUCGCUACAGGCCAAUGCAGCUGGCCAGAUCCAUAACAGUAGCGGCACGACGACGACAACUACUGCGUCCACCUCCGCUACGGCCAGCAGUAUCCUCUCCGACGUCGAGCUUAUUACGGACGCGGCAUUGAAAGCUCAGGGUUUGCCUGCGGAGAUCCUCCGCAACCUCACGGAGAAACUCUCUCUGUCGGGGUUCCCGCCCCCGCCGUUCUCCUCUGGCCGUGCAGAGCUGGACGCGAUCUUCGCGGCUGGGUACGAGGCCGGACUCAAUGGGGCGGGGUUGGGGCAGUUCCGUGGUACCAGUGCGAGUGGGACGUCGAUUCCUCAGAGCAAGCAUGCACCUUUCUAUCGGCCUCAGUUCCACCAAUCGACCGAAUCACCCCAAGGAGCGUAUAUUGAAGGGACGGUUGUCACGAAUGGGGAGGAUGGUGCGAUGGGGUUGGGUGAUUCUAGUGGUGGUGCUAAUAUUAUGCCUGGCCCCCCUGCCAUGAUGCACGCCCCUCGAAGCUUCGUGAAUGGCGGUGAUCCUGGUGGUGGUGGGGGUGGUGUGGAUAUAAGGAGGCGUGGAGGGAGAGACGAGGAUGAGGAGGAUGAAGAUGGGGACGGGGAUUAUGUGGAUCAUCUCCGCCAGCCUGGUAAUACAAAGAAGAGGAAGGUGCCUGCUAAUGCGGGGAUGUCACCUUUCCGUGGAGGGAGUCAUAGGGAUGACGGGGUUGAUGAGGAUGGGGUGGGUGUUGCUGGGUAUGGUGCGAAACGGGUUGGGCCGGAUGGAGGGUACGAUGAUGAAGGCGAAGAUGGGGGUGGAGGGGGGCUAGGAGGGGAAGGACACACUGGCGAUCCUAACGGAGAUGGUGGCGGGCGUGGAGGUUACUCUCCCUUCAACGCCGCACCUUUAACCACGACGAAAGCGGGUCGCAUGCCUCUCCCCACUCUCUCGACUGUGACGAUGUCCCUUUCGUCCUCUGCUCGCGUCGGACAGCUCAAUGCGAUCGUCAAAGCGCGAGGCAAGUUGUCGGCUGCGAUGGUGGCAGGGUUGCAGCACAAGGAGAUGUUGAAGGCGAGGAAGAGGCAGUUGGCGGCUGUGAUGGGUGCGUUGACGCAAGGGGAUAGUUUUGCGUUGGAUCAGGCGUUGUCGAUGGCGGGGAGCGUGUAUCCGUUUGGAGGGCCUUUGGCCCUUACGGGACCACUUUCCUCAACGUCGAAUAAGGAGAAUGUUGGGGUUCAGGAGGAGGAUAAGACUGCUCAGCAGGUCAAGGUCCGGCUUUCGAAGAGGAUGUCGGCGAGGUUGGCGAGGGAGGUGAGGAUGAAGGAGAGUGUCCAGUUGCCGAGCAACGGGGUUGCUCUGCCUUCGUCCGAGUUUGUGUUCCAAUGUCCAAGUGCGACCGCGGACAGGCUCCUAGCGACGAAGCAAGAGGUGGAAACGUUACGUGGCCGAUUCGAAGCAGAAUUGGAGAGACAAGCUGUCCAAGCCGCCAAGUUGGCCGCUGCUAGCAAGAUGCUCCCGCCUCCGCCCGCCAAUGGGAACGCGAAUGGCGCGCCCGCCCCUGCUACUUCUGGGACUACCAAGUCGAAGAAGAAAUCUGCCCAGGGAGGUUCGAAAACCAAAGGGAACAGUGCGGCGAAGCCGGCACAGCAGCAGCAAGUGCCCCAAGCUCAAUCGCAGCAAACCCAAGGGCGAAAUCAGCAGACGCAAAAGACGGUUGGGGGAAAUCAGCCUCAGCCAACGGGUAAUCACACGCUACUCCCACCGAGCAACAAGAAGAAAAAGAAGAAACGCUCCGCGCUGGCCAACGCGUCCAACCCGCAUCAUUUGAGGAAUUACGUUCCUUCUCGACUUCCGCAUUCCGGGUUCAGUCCUCACCUCGCCAACACGAAUGUGGUUGCCAACUUUUUCGGACCACUUCCUCUGCGUUUCCUCAACGCAGACAUCCCUCCGACGCGGAAUCGGACUGGCGGGACUGGAUCGACCAAGUCCAAAACCAACGCGAGCGAAACUCUCUCGACUUCCUCGUUGAGUCACGUCGGUGCUACUACGGGUACGAGCGAGUGGCUUUGCGCGUUUUGCGAGUAUGAUUUGUUUUAUGGGGAUGAUGUUGCGUUUCGAAGGGCUGUCAAGAGUCGCAAGAAGAUCUUGAAGAGGAGGAGGAGGGCGAAGGAGAGAGCUGCUGCUGCUGCUAGUGGGGUGAAGAGGAAUGUGAAUGCAGCGACCGGUAAUGCGAAUCCUGCGCCUGCGAAUCCGGUGGGUAGUCAUCCACCGGCGCCUGGUGGUGUACCUGCGCAAGCUGGGGAUACGGCAGAUGAGGAGGAGUAUGAGGAGGAGGGGGAGGAUGAGGAGGACGAGGAGUUUGAUGGGGAUCCGGGGUAUGAAGCUGGAGGGAAUGGGAGGGAUGAGUAUGGGAAUUUGCCGAAGCAUCAGACUGUGACGAAGGGUGGGGGUGGGACUGGAGGAGGAGGAGGGGGCGGAGGAGGAAGAACUCAAAAUGGACAGGUCGGUCAGGCUGUUGCUGCGCGUGGAUAG